Messenger RNA from Nannospalax galili (Upper Galilee mountains blind mole rat), 7247 nucleotides. It is a transcript of the gene Ptprq, whose product is annotated as protein tyrosine phosphatase receptor type Q. Gene Ontology annotation, biological process: protein dephosphorylation. The record is from RefSeq and is a predicted model, not a curated record. Lineage: Eukaryota; Metazoa; Chordata; Mammalia; Rodentia; Spalacidae. The transcript has 45 exons. The coding region runs from base 152 to 7060 and encodes 2302 amino acids. Gene Ontology annotation, molecular function: protein tyrosine phosphatase activity; protein binding.
GAAUAGUUUAACAAAGACAGAGCAGAGCUAUUGAGUAAUCCGGGCUCAUUAAUUGUGUACUUGCCAGGAGGAUCUGACUUUAAAUCAUUAAUGCAGGCAACAUUUCUCUCUAGAGCCGUCAAUGUGAUUCUACUGUCUGAAAAAUGUAAUAAUGAUGGAUUUUCUUUUAAUUUUUCUUUUCCUUUUUAUUGGAACUUCAGAGACACAGGUUGAUGUUUCCAAUGCUAUUUAUGGAACUAGAGAUGACAUAACUCUCCCUUCAAUUUCUGCUACAACUUACAGCUCACCUGUUAGUAGAACAGUGACAACAAAUGUAACAAAGCCAGGGCCUCCAGUCUUCCUAGCAGGGGAGCGAGUUGGAUCUGCUGGCAUUCUUCUGUCUUGGAAUACACCACCAAACCCAAAUGGGAGGAUUAUAUCGUAUGUGGUUAGAUACAAGGAAGUGUGCCCAUGGCUGCAAGCAGCGUACACACAAGUGAGAGCAAAGCCAGACAGUCUGGAAGUUCUUCUCACUAACCUUAAUCCUGGAACAACAUAUGAAAUUAAGGUUGCUGCGGAAAACAGUGCUGGCAUUGGAGUAUUUAGUGACCCAUUUCUUUUCCAAACUGCAGAAAGUGCUCCAGGAAAAGUUGUCAAUCUCACAGUUGAAGCCUUCAACUAUUCAGCGGUAAACCUGAUUUGGUAUUUACCUCGGCAACCAAAUGGCAAAAUCACCAGCUUCAAGAUAAGCGUCAAACACGCCAGAAGUGGGGCAGUGGUGAAGGACGUCUCCAUCAGAGUAGAAGACAUUUUGAGGGGGAAAUUGCCAGAAUGCAACGAGAACAGUGAAUCUUUUCUGUGGAGCACCACCAGCCCAUCUCCCACACUUGUGAGAGUUACGCCUCCACUGAGGACUACACAUUCCUCCAGUACAUUGGCACAGAGCAAGAUCAGCUCUGUGUGGAAGGAGCCUAUCAGCUUUGUAGUGACACACUUGAGACCAUACACAACAUAUCUUUUUGAAGUUUCAGCUGUUACGACCGAAGCAGGGUAUAUUGACAGCACCAUUGUUAGAACACCAGAAUCAGUGCCUGAAGGACCACCACAAAACUUUAUAACAGGCAAUGUCACAGAGAAGUCCUUUUCAAUUUCAUGGGCCCCUCCAACUGUUGUAACAGGGAAGUUUAGUUAUAGAGUUGAAUUAUAUGGACCAUCUGGGCGUAUUUUGGAUAAUAGCACAAAAGACCUUAAGUUUGUAUUUUCUCAUCUAACACCAUUUACAAUGUAUGAUGUCUAUGUUGCCGCUGAAACCAGCGCAGGAGUUGGACCCAAGUCAAAUCUUUCAAUAUUCACCCCUCAAGAUGUUCCAGGUGCAGUAUUUGAUUUACAGAUUGCAGAGGUGGAAGCAACAGAAAUACAAAUUACUUGGAAGAAACCACGACAGCCAAAUGGCAUCAUUAACCAAUACCGCGUGAAAGUGUCUGUCUCGGAGACAGGGGUCACUUUGGAAAAUACUCUCCUCACAGGACAAGAUGAGCACAUAAACAACCCAAUGUCUCCAGAAAUGAUGAACCUAGUGGACCCAAUGAUAGGAUUUUAUGAGGGCUCAGCAGAGAUGUCUUCAGACCUGCACUCUUUGGCUUCAUUUGUAUAUAACAGUCAUCCAUAUGAUAACUUUCCUGGCCAGAUUAGAGCUGAAGACCAGAGUUCACCAGUUGUAACCACAAGGAAUCAGCAUAUUACUGACAUUGCUGCUGAACAGCUGUCUUACGUUAUCAGGCGACUUGUACCUUUCACAGAGCACAUGAUUAGUGUAUCUGCUUUCACCAUUAUGGGAGAAGGACCACCAACGGUUCUCAAUGUUAGGACACAUGAGCAAGUGCCAAGCUCCAUUCAAAUUAUAAACUAUAAAAAUAUUAGUUCUUCAUCUAUUUUAUUAUAUUGGGAUCCUCCAGAAUAUCCCAAUGGGAAAAUCACUCAUUAUACGAUCUAUGCAAUGGAAAUGGAUACUCACAGAGCUUUCCAGAUGACUACUGUAAAUAACAGCUUUCUCAUCACAGGGUUAAAGAAGUACACAAGAUACAAAAUGAGAGUUGCUGCCUCAACUCAUGUUGGAGAAAGUUCUUUGUCUGAAGAAAAUGACAUCUUUGUGAGAACUCCAGAAGAUGAGCCAGAGUCAUCACCCCAAGAUGUGAAAGUAAUUGAUGUUUCUGCAAGUGAAAUAAGGUUGAAGUGGUCUCCACCCGAGAAGCCCAACGGGAUUAUUAUUGCUUAUGAAGUGCUGUAUCAAAACAUAGACACUUUGUUUAUGAAAAACACUUCAACAACAGACAUCAUUUUAAGUCACCUAAAACCUUACACCCACUAUAACAUUUCUGUACGAUCAUAUACCAGACUUGGUCAUGGAAAUCAAUCAUCCUCAUUACUCUCUGUAAGGACUUCGGAGACUGUGCCUGAUAGUGCACCACAAAAUAUCACUUACAGAAAUAUUUCUUCAGGAGAGAUUGAGAUAUCAUUUCUUCCUCCAAGUAGUCCCAAUGGGGUUAUACAAAAAUAUACAAUUUAUCUCAAGAGAAGUAAUGAAAAUGAGCGAAGAACUAUAAAUACAACCUCUUUGACUCAGAACAUUAAAGGACUGAAGAAAUAUACCCAAUAUAUGGUUGAGGUGUCUGCUAGUACACUUAAAGGUGAAGGAGUUCGGAGUCAGCCAAUAAGCAUAUUGACUGAAGAAGAUGCUCCUGAUUCUGCCCCUCAGGACUUUUCUGUAAAACAGUUGUCUGGUGUUACCGUGAAGUUGUCAUGGAAACCACCUUUGGAGCCAAAUGGAAUUAUCCUCUAUUACACAGUUUAUGUCUGGGAUAAAUCAUCAUUAAAAGCUGUUAAUGCAACUGAAGCAUCAUUAGAACUUUCAGACUUGGACUAUAAUAUUGAAUAUAGUGCCUAUGUAACAGCCAGCACCAGAUUUGGUGACGGGAAGAUGAGAAGCAGGAUCGUUAACUUCCGAACACCAGAGGGAGCACCCAGUGAUCCUCCCAAAGAUGUCCAUUAUGUCAAUCUCAGCUCUUCAUCGAUAAUUCUCUUUUGGACACCUCCUUUAAAACCUAAUGGGCUCAUACAAUAUUAUUCUGUUUAUUACAGAAAUACUUCAGGUACCUUUAUGCAGAAUUUUACACUCCUUGAAGUAACUCAUGAGUUUGACAAUAUGACCAUAUCUGCAAUAAUAGAUAAACUGGCAGUAUUCACCUACUAUACAUUUUGGCUAACAGCAAGUACUUCGGUUGGAAAUGGGAAUCAAAGCAGCAACAUAGUUCACGUAUACACAGACCAAGACAUACCUGAAGGGCUUGUUGGAAACCUGACUUAUGAGUCCAUUUCGUCAACCGAAAUAAACGUGACCUGGGCUCCACCAUCACAACCAAAUGGUCUGGUCUUCUACUAUGUUUCACUGAAUUCACAGCAAAAUCCUCCUCACCACGUGAAACCACCUGUAGUUACACACACAAACAACAUAUAUUUUGAUAAUCUGGAAAAAUAUACUGAUUAUAUAUUUCAAAUCACUCCAGCAACAGAAAAGGGAUUCUCUGAGAUUUAUACUGCUCAGCUGUACAUCAAAACUGAAGAAGAUGCCCCAGAAACAUCACCAAUAAUCAACACUUUUAAAAAUCUUUCCUCUACCUCAAUUCUUUUAUCAUGGAGUCCCCCAUUAAAGCCAAAUGGUGCAAUAAUAAGUUAUGAUUUAACUUUGCAAGGACCACAUGAAAAUUAUUCUUUCGCUACUUCUGAUAACUAUAUAGUAUUGGAAGAGCUUUCGCCAUUUACAUUAUACAGUUUUUUUGCUGCUGCAAGAACUAUCAAAGGACCGGGUCCAUCUAGUGUUCUUUUCUUUUACACAGAUGAGUCAGUGCCAUUAACACCUCCUCAAAAUUUGACUUUAAUUAACUACACUUCAGAUUUUGUGUGGCUGAAAUGGAGCCCAAGUCCUCUUCCAGGCGGUAUUGUUAAAGUAUAUAGUUUUAAAAUUCAUGACCAUGAAACUAAUACUGUGUUGUAUAAGAAUAUUUCAGGUUUUCAGACUGAAGCCAAACUUGUUGGACUGGAACCCAUCAGCACCUACUCUAUUAGUCUGUCCGCAUUUACCAAAGUUGGAAAUGGCAAUCAAUUCAGUAAUAUAGUGACAUUUACAACCCGAGAGGCAGUUCCAGAUGUUGUACAGAAUAUACAGUGCUCGGCAAGUAACUGGCAGUCAAUAUUAGUGAUGUGGGAUCCACCCAAAAAAGCAAAUGGAAUAAUUACACAUUAUAUGAUAACAGUUGAUAGGAAUUCUACGAAAGUCCCUCCCCAGGAUCACAUGUAUACAUUCACAAAACUUCUUGCAAACACAUCAUAUAUCUUUGAAGUACGAGCCUCAACGUCAGCUGGUGAAGGCAAUGAAAGCACGUGCAGUGUCAACACACUACCGGAAACAGUUCCUAGUGUUCCUACCAAUAUUGCUUUUUCCAGUGUUCAGUCAACUAGUGCAACACUGACAUGGAUAAGACCAUAUACUAUCCUUGGAUACUUCCAAAAUUACAAGAUAACCACUCAACUUCGUGCUCAGAGAUGCAGAGAAUGGGAAUCUGAAGAAUGUGUUGAGUAUCAAAGAGUUCAGUACCUCUAUGAAGCAAACCUAACAGAAGAGACAGUGUACGGACUGAAGAAGUUUAGGUGGUACAGAUUCCAAGUGGCUGCCAGCACCAAUGCUGGCUAUGGCAAUGCUUCCGAGUGGAUUUCUACACAAACCCUUCCUGGCCCUCCAGAUGGUCCUCCCGAAAAUGUUCAUGUGGUGGCAACCUCUCCUUUUAGUAUCAGCAUUAGCUGGAGUGAACCUGCUGUUAUAACUGGACCAACAUUCUACUUGAUUGAUGUCAAAUCGGUAGAUGAUGAUGACUUUAAUAUUUCCUUCAUGAAAUCAAAUGAAGAAAAUAAAACUAUAGAAAUUAAUGACUUAAAGAUAUUUACAAGGUAUUCUGUGGUAAUCACUGCGUUUACUGGAAACAUCAGUGUUGCCUACACAGAAGGGAAGUCAAGUGCCAAAGUGAUAGUUACCACAUUAGAAUCAGCUCCCAAAGACCCACCUAACAAUAUGACAUUUCAGAAGAUACCAGAUGAAGUAACAAAAUUUCAGCUGACAUUCCUUCCGCCUUCUCAGCCUAAUGGAAAUAUCCAAGUGUACCAAGCAUUAGUUUACCGAGAAGAUGAUCCCACUGCUGUCCAGAUUCAUAACCUCAGCAUCAUCCAGAAGACAGACAUGGCGGUCAUUGCAAUGCUAGAAGGGCUGAAAGGUGGACAUACUUACAACAUCAGUGUUUAUGCAAUCAAUAGCGCAGGUGCAGGGCCAAAUGUACAGAUGAAAAUAACCAUGGACAUUAAAGCUCCAGCUCGACCCAAAACCAAGCCAAUCCCUAUUUAUGAUGCCACAGGAAAACUGCUUGUGACUUCAACAACAAUUACAAUCAGAAUGCCGAUAUGCUACUACAACGAUGAUCAUGGACCAAUAAAAAAUGUUCAAGUGCUUGUGGCAGAAACAGGAGUUCAGCAAGAUGGAAAUGUGACAAAAUGGUAUGAUGCAUAUUUUAACAAAGCAAGGCCGUAUUUUACAAAUGAAGGUUUCCCAAAUCCUCCAUGUGUAGAGGGAAAGACCAAGUUCAGUGGUAAUGAAGAAAUCUACAUAAUAGGUGCUGAUAAUGCCUGUAUGAUUCCUGGAAAUGAAGAGAAAAUUUGCAAUGGACCUCUGAAACCUAAAAAGCAAUAUAUGUUUAAAUUUAGAGCAACAAAUGUCAUGGGACAAUUUACUGACUCUGAUUACUCUGACCCUAUUAGAACUUUAGGUGAAGGGCUUUCAGAGAGAACAGUAGAGAUCAUCCUUUCAGUCACUUUGUGUAUCCUUUCAAUAAUCCUUCUUGGAACAGCUAUUUUUGCAUUUGCAAGAAUUAGACAGAAGCAGAAAGAAGGUGGCACAUACUCCCCCCGAGAUGCAGAAAUCAUCGACACUAAAUUCAAGCUGGAUCAGCUAAUCACAGUGGCAGACCUAGAACUGAAGGACGAGAAAUUAACGCGGUUACUUAGUUAUAGAAAAUCUAUCAAGCCAAUAAGCAAGAAAUCUUUCCUGCAACACGUUGAAGAGCUUUGUACAAACAACAACCUAAAGUUUCAAGAGGAAUUUUCGGAAUUACCAAAAUUUCUUCAGGAUCUUUCUUCAACUGAUGCUGAUCUCCCUUGGAACAGAGCAAAAAAUCGCUUUCCAAACAUAAAACCAUAUAACAAUAACAGGGUGAAGCUGAUGGCAGAUGCAAGCAUCCCAGGAUCAGAUUACAUUAAUGCCAGCUAUGUUUCUGGGUACUUAUGUCCAAAUGAGUUUAUUGCUACACAAGGCCCAUUACCAGGAACAGUUGGAGAUUUUUGGAGAAUGGUGUGGGAAACCAGAGCGAAAACAUUAGUAAUGCUCACACAGUGUUUUGAAAAAGGAAGGAUCAGAUGCCAUCAGUAUUGGCCAGAGGACAACAAGCCAGUGACAGUUUUUGGAGACAUAGUGAUUACAAAGCUUAUGGAGGACAUUCAAAUAGAUUGGACCAUCAGAGAUCUGAAAAUUGAAAGGCAUGGAGAUUGCAUGAUUGUCCGACAGUGUAACUUUACUGGUUGGCCUGAGCAUGGAGUUCCUGAGAACACUGCUCCUCUAAUUCAUUUUGUGAAGUUGGUACGAGCAAACAGAGCACAUGACACCACACCUAUGGUUGUUCAUUGCAGUGCUGGGGUUGGAAGAACUGGAGUUUUCAUUGCUCUAGACCACCUAACACAACAUAUAGAUGACCAUGAUUUUGUGGACAUAUAUGGACUGGUAGCUGAACUGAGGAGUGAGCGGAUGUGCAUGGUGCAGAAUCUGGCACAAUAUAUCUUCUUACAUCAGUGCAUUCUGGAUCUCUUAUCAAAUAAAGGAAGUCACCAGCCCAUCUGCUUUGUUAACUAUUCCACGCUUCAGAAGAUGGACUCUUUGGAUGCCAUGGAAGGUGAUGUUGAACUGGAAUGGGAAGAAACCACCAUGUAAAUAUUUAGACCAACAGUAAUGACUGGAAGAUAAAAUUUUUGGAUCCCGGGAACCAAAUUGUCUCUUCUUGCUUCUGAAUUGAAGUGGGCAAAGGAAAUCUUCAUGCUGUGCCUCACUAACUGGAUUGUCUAUUUAAUAGACAGUUGUAGGAAACGAUUAAUUUAAGAUAGUUGUUUGUUUUGUAUAG